Cololabis saira (Pacific saury) is the source of this 1773-nucleotide messenger RNA. Its product is annotated as P2Y purinoceptor 3. The transcript is spliced from 2 exons. Lineage: Eukaryota; Metazoa; Chordata; Actinopteri; Beloniformes; Belonidae. The coding region runs from base 177 to 1724 and encodes 515 amino acids. Gene Ontology annotation, cellular component: membrane. Gene Ontology annotation, biological process: G protein-coupled receptor signaling pathway. Gene Ontology annotation, molecular function: oxysterol binding; G protein-coupled receptor activity. The record is from RefSeq and is a predicted model, not a curated record.
GCUGAGCACUGAGGUUCUUCCACCGUCCGGCCGAGCCGCAGCAGACGUCCAGUUUAGACAUCUGUCAAACCUUCUCAGGCUUCCACUUGUUGGUGAGAGUUGUGGUGGGCAGCAGAUGGACCGGGACCCGUACGGAGGGAAACCCACGGCUGCUACAGGUUGAUCUCCACUGGUGGAUGCGGUCAUGUCAAAUCAAGACCACACCGGAAUACGAGGAUGACAGAAAAGAAAUCUACUGGAAUUCCACACAUACAGGCUGCAGCUUUCCACAGAUUCUCGUUCACAUGGAAAUAACUUCAUCCCUCACAAUGUCAUCCAGAGGUGGAGAUUCUGUAAACAUCAGCGUGGCCAUUCUCUACGGUGUCCUGAGCUCCCCUUCUCCCUCCACCACCCCUCCAACUUCAUCCUGCAGCAUAGAUGAGUCCUACAAGUACAUCUUCCUCCCUAUUUGCUACUCUUUCACGUUCAUCUUCAGCAUCAGCCUCAACUCCGUGGUCCUGUACCGUUCCUUCCGCCAUACCAAGCGCUGGAAUGCCUCCCUCAUAUACAUGGUCAACCUGGCUUCUACAGACUUCAUGUACGGCUUGUCUCUGCCGUUCCUCGUCGCUAGCUACAUCAUGCAAGACCGCUGGAUCUUUGGGGACUUCAUGUGUCGCCUGGUCCGCUUUCUCUUCUACUUCAAUCUCUACUGCUCCAUCUUCUUCCUCACCUGCAUCUCCGUCCACCGAUACCUCGGGAUCUGCCACCCCAUGAAGGUGAUCACGCUGGAGACCAAGAAGGCCGUCAAGUGCACUUGCGUCUUGGUUUGGAUCAUAGUGUUCGCAUUGACGUGCCCGAUCUUCCGGUUUGCUCAGACCGGUAGUUUGACGAGAUUGGCAGGCAUCGGAAGCAACGUCAGCACCAGUACUGAGAACCCAGACCAUGACACGUCAUCAGAAAAUGGCAAUGCCAGCUUUGGUUACUCGGGAGAAGCCACAGAGGAGUACCAGAACUGUUGGGAUGAUGCCAUAGAUAAGGAGUUUCUUGAUUACGUACCCUAUGGAAUCACACUCCAUAUGAUUGGCUUUUUUUUACCCUUUUCCAUAAUUGCUUGGUGUUAUUCUCACGUAGUCCUGACCAUAUUUAGAACUCUGCCUUCUCAGCUUCCAUUACACUCAGGUCCAACAGAUGCAGGACAAGAAGGAGUGGAAAGAAGAGAUAGAAGGAGCUCUGCAAUGGCUGGAAGAGGAAAAAAUGGACUGUUGAUGGCAGCAGGGAGAGACGAAGGGAUUUCUGUUUUCCUUGGUGCUCAGUCUCCAUAUGCCAGUCGCAGGCGCAAAGCUAUCAAGACCAUCAUCACCAUCACCCUGCUCUUUGCUCUAUGUUUUUUCCCCUUUCAUGUCACCAGAACCAUUGUUCUCCUGCUGAAAGUGUCCAGGGGAGUCCCCUGCCACACCAUGAACACAGUCUCCAUAUGCUACAAGAUCACGAGGCCUUUAGCGUCCUUCAACGCGUGGCUCAACGCGCUGCUCUACUUCCUGACCAAGGACAAGGCGGGAUCUCCCUGCUGCCAGGCAGGAAAAACCACAACCCAAGAGGGACUUCUGCUGCCCCUGAGAAUGAUGGGAAAAGCAGAGGGUGCAGGGGAGGCAGGGAUGGAGGAACGCAUUGACAAUAAGCAGAAUAAAGCAUUUUACAAUCCGUCAUACACGAAAAAAGCAAAAGUUAAGUAUAUAGUUGAAUGACACAUUCAUGAGGAAUUGAUUUUAGAUGAUUGAUAGAUAGAUAGAUAGA